UCACCGCUGAGAAGGAGGAGGGCUUGACUGACAGAGGCGCUUAUUAGGCAGCGGGGGAACCGGCUGGGUUGCAUCAUCAUCAUCGUCAUUCCUCUGAGUGGAGCCCAGCGUGGUUCAGAGGAAGGAGAAGGAUGAAGCUGUGCCUGAGCGAAGGCAGCCCUGGGGGGCUGAAAGUCCUGGCCGCAGCCAAAGCCACAGGGGUCCCAGUGGAGCUCCACUGGCUCCCCCAGGAGGCUCAUGUUGUCCCAUUCCUCACCCACCCACAAUUGCCAGUUCUGCAGUUGGAAAAUGGGACCUUCCUAUUCUCCACAAAUACAAUUUGCCAAUACUUUUUCCGCCUAUCUGGAAAAGAAGUCAGUGAUUUUGGCCAGGAACAGAGUGAUUUUGCCAAUCAGUUGUUUGAGUGGGAAGCAACUGAGCUGCAGCCUGCUUUGUCUGUAGCCUUGUAUCUUCAUGUGGCACAAGAAAAAAAGGGAGACGAGGUUAUAGAGAUCAUCAGGAAGCCACUGAACUACAUUGAGCAGACCCUUACCAAAAAGAGCACUCCAUACUUUACUGGGGAGGCUGAGUCAGCUGUUGAUAUUGUCUUGUGGGGAUCCCUAUUCCCUCUGUUAAAGGAUGUAUCCUACUUGCCAGAUGAGUUGUCAACCCUGAAAAGAUGGUUCCAGAAUAUGAACCUGAAAGAGCACUGCAAAAAGGCAGUUGAGGCUAUAUGGACACCCAAAGGAUUGUUGGCACUUAAAGCAUAUCUGCAGAAACAUCCUGCUCCUAACCUGGCCUUUGAGAAGCCAGCUACCAAUGAACCAAAGGAAGAAGAAUCAGCUCAGUGCCAUCUCUCUGAAGAAGAGAUUGCAGUCAUUGCAGAAGUUUGGAGCAGAGGGCCAGCUAGCCUACCCAAACCUUGGAAGCCACAGCAGCCUGUACUGCCUAUGGAAGGCAUGAAGAACGUGCUGAUCACGAGUGCACUACCCUAUGUCAAUAAUGUGCCUCACCUUGGAAAUAUCAUUGGCUGUGUCCUCAGUGCUGAUACCUUUGCCAGGUACUGUCGCCUGCGCAACUGGAACACAUUGUAUUUGUGUGGUACAGAUGAGUAUGGCACCGCAACAGAGACAAAGGCCAUGGAGGAAGGGCUGACACCACAGCAGAUCUGUGAUAAGUACUAUACUGUCCAUGACCAGAUCUACAAGUGGUUCAAUAUCUCCUUUGACUUCUUUGGCCGCACCACAACACCCCAACAAACAACGAUAGCCCAGGACAUCUUCCAGCGCCUUCUGGAGAACAACUUCUUGCUGACUGAGACGGUAGAUCAAUUGAAGUGUGAGAAAUGUGAGCGUUUCCUGGCUGAUCGCUUUGUGGAAGGCACCUGCCCCUUUUGCAACUAUGAAGAGGCCCGUGGGGACCAGUGUGACAAAUGUGGCAAACUGAUCAAUGCCACUGAACUUAAGAAACCAGUAUGCAAAGUCUGUCAAGGGACACCUGUGGUGAGAUCGUCCCAGCAUCUCUUCCUGGACUUGCCCAAGCUGGAAGAGAGCCUGGAGAAGUGGCUGGCAUUGUCCCAGUCUGCAGGAGACUGGACCCCCAAUGCAAGAUACAUCACCCGUUCUUGGAUCCGCGAUGGCCUCAAGCCACGUUGUAUCACCCGUGACCUGAAAUGGGGCACACCAGUUCCCUUGGAUGGUUUCCGUGAUAAGGUUUUCUAUGUUUGGUUUGAUGCGCCCAUUGGUUACCUGUCUAUUGCAGCCAAUUACACUGACCAAUGGGAGAAAUGGUGGAAGAACCCAGAGCAGGUCCAGCUUUAUAACUUCAUGGCCAAAGACAAUGUUCCCUUCCACAGUGUUGUGUUUCCCUGCUCCCUGUUGGGUACUGGCGAGAAAUAUACUCUGGUCAAUCACCUUGUUGCAACAGAGUACUUGAACUAUGAAGAUGGCAAAUUCUCCAAAAGCCGUGGAGUGGGCGUCUUUGGGGAUAUGGCCAAGGACACUGGAAUUCCUGCAGACAUUUGGCGCUUCUACCUGCUCUAUCUGCGUCCAGAGAGCCAAGACAGUGCCUUCUCCUGGAGUGAUCUCAUGAUGAAGAACAACUCUGAGUUGCUCAACACCCUUGGCAAUUUUAUCAACAGAGCCGGGUCCUUUGUGUGCAAAUUCUUUGGGGGACACGUCCCUGCUAUGGAGCUGAGCCAAGACGACAAGCGCUUGCUGGCACACAUCACUCUGGAGCUGCGUCAGUACAAUCACUUGUUGGAGAAGGUCAAGAUACGUGAAGCCCUGCGCAGCAUCCUGAAUAUUGCUCGCCAUGGCAACCAGUACCUCCAGGUCAACGAGCCCUGGAAACAGAUCAAGGGUGGCGAUGCAGACAAGAAGCGAGCAGGCACUGUGAUAGGGGUGGCUGUCAAUAUUGCCUCCCUGUUGUCUGUCAUCCUGCAGCCGUACAUGCCCAACGUGAGCACUACUAUACAAGGGCAGUUGUGCAUUCCUGCUGACUACAACGUUCUGACCAAUGACUUUGUCUGCACUUUGCCUGCUGGACAUCAGAUUGGCACGGUAACUCCCCUGUUCCAGAAGCUGGAGGCAGAACAAAUUGAAAACCUGCGGAAACGCUUUGGUGGUGGCCAGCUUGAAGACUUUCCACUGAAGCCUAAGCAAAAAACAGCUGCAAAUAGUGAUGCAAGAUUGGGAACAAAGGAACUUCAGGAAGAAGUAGCCAAACAGGAUAAGUAUGUGCAGCAGCUUAAGACCCAGAAGGCUGAAAAGCAGCAGAUAGAUGCAGCAGUUUCAAAGUUGGUGGAACUCCAGAAACAGCUCAGCUUGGCUGUGGGAAAGGGGAAAAAGUGACAAAGCAUCUCCUUCAGAGACUGAAACUCAUCUAAUUUGCAACUGAUUACUCUGCCCUUCAGGGAUUGGAGAGUUCCUUUUUUCCCACUGUACUGUUUUAAUGUAGCCAUUUGUAUUUUAUAAUCAUGAAUACAGAGCUUUAAAAGUUGAA
This is a messenger RNA of Sceloporus undulatus (fence lizard), 2982 nucleotides long. RefSeq names its product methionyl-tRNA synthetase 1 (gene MARS1). Bases 132 to 2831 code for a protein of 899 amino acids. Gene Ontology annotation, cellular component: aminoacyl-tRNA synthetase multienzyme complex; cytosol. Lineage: Eukaryota; Metazoa; Chordata; Lepidosauria; Squamata; Phrynosomatidae. The record is from RefSeq and is a predicted model, not a curated record. The transcript has 22 exons. Gene Ontology annotation, molecular function: methionine-tRNA ligase activity; ATP binding. Gene Ontology annotation, biological process: methionyl-tRNA aminoacylation.